This is a messenger RNA of Lineus longissimus, 8975 nucleotides long. RefSeq lists its product as uncharacterized. The transcript has 3 exons. Lineage: Eukaryota; Metazoa; Nemertea; Pilidiophora; Heteronemertea; Lineidae. The record is from RefSeq and is a predicted model, not a curated record. The coding region runs from base 106 to 1284 and encodes 392 amino acids.
GCGAUCGGUGCUUCGUGUUCAACAACGCAGCAAAAACAUGAACAGAUUGAGAAAAUACCGAUCUCAAACGCCACGAAAGUUGCUGUAAUUAACUUUUUAGAUAGGAUGUCGGGUAAAGUGGUGGGAGGAGGAAAUUGUGGGGAUUUUUUCUACACGAAUUUCGUGGCUGUCAAUGAUGUUCGUUGCCCGUUAUCUGAGUGCUCUGAACGCGAUCUACUGCCCGAGUUCUUCGCGGCACAAGAUGUUAACGAGGGGGAAUUGGCCUGGGACGUCUUCAAAAACUCUAUUACUAAGUUACAUAUGGCAUGUGAGGAUGGCUAUUAUACAAGAAUGGACAAACGUCUGGCUGCUAUCUUCGACUAUAUGGAUCGCUACAAUGAAGUAGUAGACGAAGGAAAAUCAAAUGGAGAUGUGUACCAAAUUAAGAAGAAUAUUGAAGAUCCUAAAUGCGUCUAUGAAAGUGAAAUGGCCACACUACUUGUCAACCAUGUGCUGAAGCAGCUUGCACCUGAUUGUCCAUGUUAUCUCGAUGACCAGACUUCCCAUAAGUUGACUGAGUGCUUCUGCGGCUGUGGAACCAGUAUGAAUUAUAUUAACACUAGUAUUGGCUGCAACCAGGUUUUUCAUGGACGAAUUGAUGCUAUUGUGGGUUCAGUUCCAAUUGUUACAAGAAACCUUAGUGACGAUGAAGGUGAAGAUGAAGAAGAAACAAAUGAGGAUGAACCUCCAAGAAAGAAGUUUUGUCUGGGCCAUCGUUCCUCCAUUGCCUUAGAAUUCAAAAAGGAGUAUGGUGAAAAUAAGGCAGGUCUUUGUGCAAUGAAUCAAGCUACAGCCAUUUGUAUUGUAUUUUCAUUUUAUCAGCAGUAUAAUUCUGAUAAGCGAAAGGUACAGGAACCUCAGAGGGGACUGUGCUCUACCAUCCUUCUCUCUAAAAAACAGUUUUCAGUUUGUCUGUAUGAUUCUGUAAAUGACAUACUCUUAAGGACUCAACCCAUGCGUCUGCAAACUAAUGGCAUUCUUGAAAGGCAUGCUCUAUUCUACCUUUGGUGUGUCCUGAGUUGUGACUUCAUAUGUCCUGAUGAACGAGCUGUGAAAUUCAGAUCUGGUUUCCAUGAACGAUCCUCAGGCAUUCACCACUAUCAGGAGCACCUUAAGCUGGGUACUCACUUUCACUCACGUCAUAAGGAACAGAUGGUUGUAAAGAAUAGGGUUAUACUUUCAAGAAUCCCAAAUUCCCUUCGUCCAGCAAAAUUUACAUGUCCUGCUAGUACAUCAUGUACAUAGACACGAUAAUAUUGCCUAAAUGGGCUUUAAGGUAAAGCACUAUGGCCAGGGGUAUUUUCCCCAAGUCAGUUUUGGAAUACUUAUGAAAUGAGUGGAUAAAAAACCAAUGGACCUGAUCAAAUAUCACUUCGGCGUGAGUCUUUUUUUAGCAUCGAUGCCAAAUUCGGACUCGGAGUCCGAAUUUAGACUCGUAGAAUUCAAUUUCUAGUAUCGAAAGGGACCGAGGGAAUAUGCUGCUCCGCGGUAGUAAGUGGAACAUCUUCGUCAAUACUGCAUACAAUUCAUUCCCACUUGGUAGGGUCAUAGUAGCGAGGGUAGGCUAUCAUCUGAUACCACUCAUUUUGCGGUUAUGUAAUCCGUAGAAACACCAUAGCAACCCAAUUUGUAUGCUGUAUCUCAAUCAUUGUCAAUACUUGGUUAUGUCAUCCCUAGCAACAAAAGUCCUAAAUCGAAUGGGAUAGCCCAUCCUUCCUGCUAUCAUCCUACCAAUUUAAAAUUAUUUGUAUACGGUAUGUCCCACUCAUACCGCAGAAAAGUGGGUGUUGCUAUGGUGUUGCUAUGGUGUUGCUAGGGGUUACAUAAUCCAGUUAUCAGAUCAUGGCCCAGCCUCCAAGCUAUCACCCAACCAAGUAUCAAUGAUUCGUAUGCAUCUAUGCCAAAGAUGUCCCAAUUCUAACGCAAAACAAUUGGGUUGCUAUGGUGUUGCUAGGGGUUACAUAAUCCCAAAACAAAUGUUAUCAUAUUAUAUCUCAAUCUCCCAGCUAUCACCCUACAAAGUUAAAAUGAUUUGUGUGCAUUAUUGUCAAAGAUGUCUCACGACAAGCGUUUUGCGUGUCAAAUUCCUAUGAAUUUAAGGACUUUCACUAAAUUUUCUCAAAAUUGCAGCCUAGACUUUUGAAUUUACAACCAUCAUUUUUAUGCAAACAUUCAAAGCAAUCUAUUGAUUGUAUGAGACACUUUCCGAUGUGCAGCGUUUCUUCCCGAUGGGCCGUUUUUUGGGAAGGAUGCCGAAUUUAGAAACGUUCAACGUUUGUAAAUUCGGACUCGCAGCGAGUCCGAAUUCGGCAUCGAUGCUUAAAAAAGACUCACGCCGAAGUGAUAUUGCUCCUUCGUGGUUUAGAGUUUUCACAAAAAAUCAUUACUGGAAGCUGUAGCAUAUUGUAAUAUGUACCCAAAUAACAGUAGAAAUCCAUGAAAAAACUGCAGUAAAAAACAGCCCCGUAUGUCUUAGGUGAAGUCAUUGCAGCUAGUGACAACCUUUCACGUUGACGUUUCAUUGAAUAACUGGUUUUCUGCCACUUACUUUCCAACAGACACAAUUUAUGCCUUGGCAGGAAACCGAUCAUGUGUGAGCCCCUCUUACAUCAACAAUUAUUGGCAUAUUUUAGACUAUUUUAGACGAAGCUUGCAGACCGAGAAAUUCAGCUUACCUAUUUAAAAUCACCAAGCCUGCACUAGAAAUCAUGACUAGCACCAAACUAGACUUUCAGACGACCUCGAUACUUCUGACUGACACGACAUACGUGCGCCUUGGUAUUUUACCUCAAUAAAGCCAUCCUUCCUCAUGUUCAUUGUGAGUGAACGUACAUUUUCCUUCUCAAAACAGGCCACAUGUAUGUAUACUUUAAUUCCUUGUGAAUAAGAUUAGAACCUCUCCUAGCCAUAGCAAGGCCUAAGUAGUCCCGCCCAUCAUGUGAAAUAAUUGUGCUUCGUUUGAAUACCUUACAUUUGAUUUGACCAUAUUCAGUACACACACAUGUCUCAUUGCAUCACAGCGGAAACCACAGAUUGACUGUCAUCCAAUCACUAUUGGUAGGCCUGGUUCGCUCAGUCUAUUUGCGAAUGAAUGGCAAGGGUGGUGGUUACAUACUUCAUGACUUUGGUGGAUCUGCCCAGAUAAAAAUGGCUGCUGGUUCUUAUUCGCAAGUAAUUAGUAUUUUUAAAGCAUCGCUAUUUGGCUAAUUUUUUCACUCCUAGUCUUACUGAACCGCCGCCUACAAUAGUUUUUCAGGGUGACUUCAAUACAUUAUUCUUUCAAUCAAAUCCAGCAAUGUGGAUUCGGUGGGGUGCAGGCUACCUAAAUCAUCUUUUUUGCAUUUACCAAAAAGGCUGAACUGGUUUAUUGCUCGCAAAACCAGGCAGUCUCCACUGUUAUGAAGGCCCAGCCGACUAGGCCGACUGAGUCCAAGGUGACUUUGAUCCAACUUCAGCUCGCUGUAAUGUCAAGUAAUUUUAAAAGGGCAUGUCAACUGAAGGAAAUCACCCAAUCUAAACACAUGCUAAAUUUCAGUUCUGGGCCACAAUGAUAGAUAGCAGCACCAGUUUACACAGUAUGAACUGGUGCUGCCAGAUCUAUCAUUAUGGACAAUAACAAGGAUUAAAAGCGGGUAAUUUACUUCAGGCAAUAUGCCCUUUUUUAAGAGCCAUUGCACGAGAAAUCCAGACAAUAUGACAAAUGUAACUGUUGACCCACUGGAUUGAAAUAAUCUACCUGUUAUGUAGUGGGGGAGGAUACCCAGACUUCACAACCAGACAUGACAGUGGCGCCCCCUGGAAGUUUGGGCCUACUGUGCUGAUACCUUUCCAUUAUUUUUUGUAAAAACUUUGUCUGAAUUUCUCGUGCAAUAUAACAUGUAUAUAAAUAUAAUAUAACAAUAACAAUUAUAAACACUAACUUCAGUAUGAUUGUAAUAUCUAUUAUAAUAACUACCGGUAGCGUUUUAUACUCGUCGCAAAUAGCAUUCCGCGAAGAUGACGUCACUGCAGCUGCUGCCCUCUAUUUCCCCAUCGCUGAAUUACAGGCAAUGUCGGACAAAAUGCGGUUUCGUAAUGGAUUCAGGCUUUCUAACUUGGGCAGUUAGAUUCAAUCUGGCACAUGUCCGAGUGUUGGAAAUACUACAUAAUUGUUCUGAAUAUUUCUCUCUCUGACUCUAUGGUAUCAUUCAUGCUAAAAACAAUGCAGGGUCAAAGAUAAUUUACUUUGGAAUAAGCUCAAAUGCGUAGAAAUAAGUGUCGAUGUCCGCCUGUCACGUGACUAAAACGUCAUCAAUAUCUUAUGCAAAUGAUCUUGUGAGCUAUAAAUAGUAACUUCGCGGCAUGCUAUUGUGUCCUCUAGGCCCGGAUGUAAACCGAUAUAAUCUCUCUAGCUUAUCGCUUAAACACCAUAUACUGUAGAACAGAAUAAUUUCGCGCCGUUAAAUUUUCACUAAUUGCUGAUCAUAGGCCUAUUCGUGACAGGAUAUUUUUGCGAGACAAGGGCCAUUUUUUUCCAGAUUUUUUCGAUGGCAAUAUUUCCAGAAAGGUGCUGUUUAGAAUUCCCCUAAUUCGGCACAUUGCAUAACACGGACAAUGGUUUCGCAAGCACUUGUGUCAAUAAUUUGAGUUUGGCGUCCCUUAUUGAGUUAUUAACUGAAUAAAGGGGCAGGCGACCAGGCUACCAAGCUACCAAAUAAGCUGCUUGGGGGACCAAACAAUGGCUUCUGAUCCGAAAUGAACUCUGAUUUAACACGAAUCGCUGCUGAAUGAAAUCAGGUUAAAAACAGAAGAUUUUCGCGGCAUAAAGUUUUCGUGACCUAGACCCCUCGCGUAAUAUGCGAAAAUAUCCUGCACGCGAAAUUUUCCUGUUUUAAAGUACAUUGUAGCCUCAAAUUACUGUAAAAAUGCUUGCUUGACGGAGCCGGAAAGGUCCUCAGUGAAAGAUGUAAUAUCUGUCAUAAUAUCUGUCAAUCACUAAUAGUUAUUCUUCUCCUUGACCAAUAGAAAUCCUUGAUCAACCUGCACAAUGUCAUGGCUUGAGCAGUACUUGUGGUUUAUGAAUAUAAUCCUGUUUACCCCAUUCUACUAUUAUCUGUGAAUUUAGUUGAUUUGGUGGAUUGUAACAGCUGAGCAUUAAAUAAUUGAGCCUUGAACCUUUCUGACCCUAAACCCAAACUUCUGAAUGGGAUCAUAUUUCUUUAGGCCAAAACUGUAAUUUUUUUAAGCAUUCCUUCAGCGCCUUCAUUGUCACAAGGGCUGACGACAGAGCACUUUCACCAUGGGGAACCAAAUCCAGGUUCGAGGCUAUAUUUUGUCUUGGUUUUAGACACAACCACCCCGGUCGUCCAAAAGAAUGAGACAGCAGAGAAAGGUGGCGAUCAUGUCUGAUUUGACAUAUAUCGCAUUCGGAUCUCCCAAUGCAGUUUUAUAUCUCACGUAAAGGGCAUGGUCACUUAAUGACUUGAAGCAGACAUGUUUUACCAAGUCUAAUUUGAGAUGGUUAGAAUUCAUUUACAAAGCCAACAAUCAAUAGUAAUGAUAGAUUAUAACUUCUAGUACAUCAUGGGCACUUGAAAAUGAAUUGGGAUUGACCAUCAUUAGAGGAAGGGGGUCUUUCGAUUUUGGUUGUAGCCCUACUGUGAUUCACGGUUUGGCCAAUAUGGGGCCAAACGUCAGAAAUACAGCUAGUACCAUAAAUAAGUAUCACAUCGUAGGCCGGCUUCAGCGACACUGUUGAUGGCGAUGACGGGUUCAGUGGACUAGUUUGGAAAAAAUGCAACAGCUCCACCCUUUUAGUAUGCCCAGUUUGUGACUUACGACCAGAGGCGGAUAGAGGAUAUUAGAAAUGAUUGUCAAAGGGUAAAGGUCAAAUGGAUUGCUCUAACCACAGAAAUUUUACUUCAUUGCAUGUGAAAGUGCUGUAAGGAUGGUGUACUUGAUUUUGCUUUGUAAUCUAUGUAAAUGAACUGAUAGUUGCAAUGGGGUUCUUCCCAUUGAAAAUGUUACAUUAUUAUGGCAUGGUAUAUAUAUUAUUACUGUAGGUAUAGUGGGUACAUAUGUUGUGUACACUUAGAUUCCUUUAAAAAAAAAUGUUUUGAUUGAAACAGGGUAUUGUCAUCAUGUUUUAUGUGAUGAUGAAAAUUAUUAUUAUUAAUGAGUUUCCUUUACAUUCGAGAGAUGAUAUUAAAUUUGGAUGAUAUAUAUUGAGGAUUGAACAUGCAUGACAUAGGUUGGCAUAUUUUCUGUCAAUUAGGCCACUGCAAUUAUUUUUCAUGUUUAGCUGGCGGAUUUACCAGCUGGUAGGCGGUCGGAUGUAGGAAAAAAAAUAAAAAUAAAAGUUCUUUGAUAGACAUUUUUUCAUUUUUUUAACCAGGUUUUCGAAGAAAUACCUGGUUAUUAAAUUACCGAAAGUGCCGGGCGGUCGCUGUUCUCUUGUGACACUGAUUACUUUAAAACGACUGGAGAUUUUCUGUUGAAUCUUUUUUUGUAUACUGCUGGUAAGUAGACGUUGGUUCCUUUCGAAAUCCAACUCGAUUUGAUUCAUGGUUUAGCCACCAGAGGGCGCUUUGUGAAAAAACAAAAUCUACCAUAAGUCCCUUUGUAAGGGUGGGUUUCUCACCAGAUUUUUAUGGUAGGCUUAACAGGUGAUGGCACACGAUAUAUCACACGAUUUUUUUAUUUCAUCAAUUUUUUUUUCCUAUAGGUGGCGUGUUAUGAAAAACUCGUAUUGAUUCUCGUCACACUGAUAACUUUAAAACGACUGGAGAUUUUCUUUUGAUUUUCCCUUUUAGCCAUUGACACCCUUUAGAACUCCUAAACAGACCAAGUGUGGGUUCCGCAGGAUGAGCGGUUUGGCCACUAGGUGGCACAGAGCAAAAUUUUCCAAAAACUGUUCCAGAAGCUGAUUUCUCCCAAUUCUUUAAGUUGGGGAUCAUGAAACAAAUCUGAUCAUAGAGAGCAAAGCUUUCUCUUUCAUUAUCAAUAAGCGUAGUUCAUGAAUUUUGCACCAGGUGGUGUUACUAGCACAAUUUAGUGAGCACCCCAUCGGGGGGGCAUUUUAAAUUUUGCGCGAGUUAUCCCAUGUGCAGUCCCACGUGAAGCCAACGACUCCGAGUCUGCGCAGUUCAGAAGCAAGGAGACAGUGCCGGAGAACGCAUCGCGUCAAGCUAUUACACGCAGAUACAAGAGGUAAGUUCUCAUCGAAUUCACAACUUCAUGGGCGAUUUUGGCUGCCUGUGUUAUUGCAGGUAUUGAUGAAACAUUAGGGAAGGCUUGAAUUGUUCAAUUGAUUGAGAUUGAUUUGAGAAAUAGUUUCAUGUAGGAAGACAGUUGCCGGCUUGAACCGAGAUCGUAUGGUAGGCCUACCCGUUCUCUGUUUUUACUGUUCCGUUAGCACCUAUUUUCACACGAAUAAAAGUAAGAUAUGGAUUAAAUCUGGACAUCAUAUAAAGGCCAUACCAAUGACUUUUUUCAAUGUUUCUUGUCACAGUCAGUUACAAGGCCAUACCAAUGAUAUUUUUUAUUAUUUCUUGUCCCAGUCAUGUUAGAAUCCAUGGCCCUUGGGCACAGCAAUAGAUAUUGGUGUCUUGUUAUUACCAUUGCACAUAAGGCCAUACCAAUGAAUGUGUUUUAUUGUUUCUUGUCCCAGUCAGUUAGAAUCCAUUAGUCCUUUGGUCACAUCAAUGGAUAUUGGUUUCUUGUCCCUACCAUAGCAGAUAAGGCCAUACCAAUGAUAUUUUUUUAUUGUUUCUUGUCCCAGUCAUAUUAGAAUCCAUGGCCCUUGGGCACAGCAAUAGAUAUUGGUGUCUUGUCCUUACCAUUGCACAUAAGGCCAUACCAAUGAAUGUUUUUUUAUUGUUUCUUGUCCCAGUCAGUUAGAAUCCAUUAGUCCUUUGGUCACAUCAAUGGAUAUUGGUUUCUUGUCCCCACCAUAGCAGAUAAGGCCAUACCAAUGAUAUUUUUUAUUGUUUCUUGUCCCAGUUAUAUUAGAAUCCAUGGCCCUUGGGCACAGCAAUAGAUAUUGGUGUCUUGUCCUUACCAUUGCACAUAAGGCCAUACCAAUGAAUGUUUUUAUUGUUUCUUGUCCCAGUCAGUUAGAAUCCAUUAGUCCUUUGGUCACAUCAAUGGAUAUUGGUUUCUUGUCCCUACCAUAGCAGAUAAGGCCAUACCAAUGAUAUUUUUUUAUUGUUUCUUGUCCCAGUCAUAUUAGAAUCCAUGGCCCUUUGGCACAGCAAUAGAUAUUGGUGUCUUGUCCUUACCAUUGCACAUAAGGCCAUACCAAUGAAUGUUUUUUUAUUGUUUCUUGUCCCAGUCAGUUAGAAUCCAUUAGUCCUUUGGUCACAUCAAUGGAUAUUGGUUUCUUGUCCCCACCAUAGCAGAUAAGGCCAUACCAAUGAUAUUUUUUAUUGUUUCUUGUCCCAGUUAUAUUAGAAUCCAUGGCCCUUGGGCACAGCAAUAGAUAUUGGUGUCUUGUCCUUACCAUUGCACAUAAGGCCAUACCAAUGAAUGUUUUUAUUGUUUCUUGUCCCAGUCAGUUAGAAUCCAUUAGUCCUUUGGUCACAUCAAUGGAUAUUGGUUUCUUGUCCCUACCAUAGCAGAUAAGGCCAUACCAAUGAUAUUUUUUAUUGUUUCUUGUCCCAGUCAUGUUAGAAUCCAUGGCCCUUGGGCACAGCAAUAGAUAUUGGUGUCUUGCCCUUACCAUUGCACAUAAGGCCAUACCAAUGAAUGUACACUUCAGUUCAGUUCAUUCUCAAUGUUUUCAGACUCGAUGAAUAAUUGAGAAAUGACACACAUUCUAAUAUACUAGUACACAAAAUGCAUCAAUGAUUAAAUACAGAUGUUUGUAGUCUUCAUCACAUAUCUAUGCCUGUAUAACUUCAGUUAUGCUAACUCCAUGAAGGUACUGUAAUUUCUAAAUAAAAACUUCUCGUAUACAA